Messenger RNA from Larimichthys crocea (large yellow croaker), 2281 nucleotides. RefSeq lists its product as uncharacterized. The record is from RefSeq and is a predicted model, not a curated record. Gene Ontology annotation, cellular component: external side of plasma membrane. The transcript has 8 exons. Bases 68 to 1759 code for a protein of 563 amino acids. Gene Ontology annotation, biological process: immune response; cell surface receptor signaling pathway. Gene Ontology annotation, molecular function: transmembrane signaling receptor activity. NCBI's taxonomy places the organism in Eukaryota, Metazoa, Chordata, Actinopteri, Sciaenidae.
UGCAGUCAGUUAGUUCUCAGCACCUUAGUCGUGUUGUUUUUCUUGUCUGUGAUACUCCGGCAGGGUGAUGAAGGGAGGAAAAUAUCUGCUGCUCUUGGCAGCGUUUGUGCUCCAGGCAAGAUGUCAGCAAGAUCUACAAGUCACUAUGUCACCCCCAUUAAAUGAGACCUUCUCUGGGGACUUAAUUUAUUUGACCUGUAACAACAUCCCAAGUGGGAGCGAAGUCAUGUGGUAUUUAAACGGAAAUCAGAAGGUAAUGCAGGUGAACAAAACCUUGAAGAUACCAGUUGCUGACCCAGUGGACUCAGGCACGUAUCAUUGUGAAAGCAAUGGGAAAAAAAGUAAUGGUGUCUCCAUCGACGUCAAGGAAAACAUUCCGAUAGCCACACUCAAAAUCAAGACAGGCCAGCCAGUAAUGCGGCCUGGAGAAUCAGUUGUCCUGCAGCUUGACAACGACGACGGUCUGCAGGGAUGGAUGUGCAGGGUCUAUAGGGGACAUGAGACAAAACGGAUUGUACUGAGGUCGAAGGACAAUCCCAAGAGUCUGAGUUUUCAAUCCAAAGAUCUGAAUGUCCAAGAGACCAUUUACUGGUGUACCGAUAGCACUCAACAACGCAGAAGUAACCAAAUCACAGUCAGGACCUCAGGGAAGCACAUAUCGCUGGAGAUGUAUCCUCAGCCUGCUAUAGUUGGGGAGAAUUUGAUUCUGAAGUGUUAUGUCUGGGGCACAGAUAAGAUUAGGCACGUUGUUUUCUACAAAAAAGGUGAAAUGAAUGAUUGGAAGGUCAUUCUGGAAAGUCGCAGUUCUACCUACAAAAUCCCUGACGUGACAGAAUCUGCAAAAGGACAAUAUAAGUGUAAUGCCAUCUACACACACGUGGCCCGCACUUAUGGACCCUCAUACAACGUGACCUCUGAUAUUCAAGAAGUGUUUGUCCAAACUCCUAAUGUGAAGGCAGUUGUCUCUGAAAAACUUGGCUUGUCAUGUUCUUGUCCACGUUGUCCCAGUGAUGUUUCCUAUUCCUAUCGUUGGUACUACAAGAAAACUGAUGGUCAGUCAUGGACAUGGAUGGAUUCCAACGCAGCAUUCAUGAUGCCAAAAGAAAGUGCUACUUAUGCAUGUUCUGCUGUGUGGAACAACGGGAGGUCUUUUCUCAGCAAUGGUUACUACUAUCGACCCCCAAUCAAAGUUUUUAUGAUAAUUCUGAUCGUCUUGCUGGUGUUGCUAUGUUUAGCAGCUACAGCUGCUUACAUCCUGUGGAAGAGGAGAAACACCAGUGGACCUAUAUACGAGGAUGUAGGACUGAGGCAACGGGACAGGGGCGAUGACAAAUAUGAGAUGCUGCAGAAGACACGUGGUGACCAAAAGGAAGCGGAGUAUGACACGCUUAACCCAGAAGCACCAGGGAGAGAGAGGAAAGAGGGUAAUUACGAAGCAUUGAAAGGGGGAACAAAAGAGGUGUACCACACCCUGGGGGCGGAAGAGGCAGCAGGAGGAGCACGUGAGUAUGAAGCACUGAAGAAAGAGGGAAUGAAAGAGGGGGAGUACCACACCCUGGGGAUGCAGGGGGCAGCAGGUGGAGGGAGGGAGUAUGAAGCACUGAGGAAAGAGGGAAUGAAAGAGGAGGAGUACCACACCCUGGGGAUGCAGGGCACAGCAGGUGGAGGGAGGGACUAUGAAGCACUGAGGAAAGAGGGAAUGAAAGAGGGGGUGUACCACACCCUGGGAAUGGAGGGUGCAGCAGGUGGCGAAGUAUAGGGAAGGAUGAAGAAUAAGAUGUAGUGAAUGAAAAAAAAGUAGGCAAAGGCAGAGGGGCAAAAGACAGGAGAUAGAUCUUCCUGCAAGGUCAGAUGAUAUUUUGGUCACAAUCUUUAAGUUCAAAUUUGAUUUGAUUUGAUUUCGAACAAAGAUUUGAGUGCCAUGUGCAAAAUGUAAGUAAGUAAACAAAAGUUUAAAAAAAGGACAAGACUACCAGAUAACACAAUAAAGAUCAUGUAUGUUACACAGCGUAAAAACUAACAAUUGUUGCCAUUGCCAUUUUAAUCGUGGUAAUUAUAUGGAAUAUCUUGUCAAAUGUAAAUUACCCGAACAGAAAAUUAUCCAAUUUGUGGUUCCAACAGUUAAAAAACAACAACAAAUGUAGCGAGUUGUAAGGUAAACAAAUGGUUAACUGAUCUUCAGUAAUUUGUCUGUCAACUAUUUUUUUCCAACCCUGAUAACAAUCAUACAUAUACCUUUUCUGCUACUACCGGCAUUUCACAUUUAUGUUUUACACAUUAG